UAUUUUGUAUCCUUUCAUGUCCACAGACCAGAGAAGAGAUCUAAAAUGUCAGCAUCUCGCAAGCUCAUGCUAAAGAGCUUGAUGGUUGCCAAGGCCAAAGAGGAACUGGAGCAGGAGCUGGAAGAGAAAGAGGAGCAGAAGGAAAAAUACCUGGAAGAGAAUAUUCCUCCAGUACAGACUAGCGGGAUGUCGCUGGAUGAGCUGCGGACAUUGUGUGAAGAGCUACAUGCCAAAAUCGAUGUGGUGGAUGAGGAGCGGUAUGAUACUGAAGCUAAAGUCUUGCACAACACCAGAGAGAUCAAAGAUCUGAACAUCAAAGUGCUAGACUUGCGAGGGAAGUUCAAGAGGCCCAAUCUGAGAAGGGUGAGGGUGUCCGCUGACGCCAUCCUGCGGUCUGUUCUGGGCUCCAAACACAAGGUGUCUUUGGAUCUGCGGGCAAACCUCAAAUCUGUCAAGAAGGAUGACGCAGAAAAGGAAAAGACGGUGGAGGUGAGCGACUGGAGGAAGAACGUGGAGGCCAUGUCUGGCAUGGAGGGUCGCAAGAAGAUGUUUGAUGCAGCAAAAGACCAAAACCAGUGAAGAAGUGCCAAUGAAGAAGCAUUUUAUGUCCAAUACCACCACUUUCCACUAAAAAGGAGUCCUCCCAAUUCAAUCAUACAUGUUUCAUAUCUUUCCUGGAUAGUUUUAUUACAUCACUGAUAUAAAUAAAAGACAGAUUUUUCCUCUCUUCACACUUAAGCUUGUGCAUUUUAGUUUGAAAAAGACAUUUCCAAACAUUUCUGUCAUUGCUUGCCAGCUUAUAUGUAGUUUUAUGUACUGUUUUUUGUCUGUGAGUGUGUGUGCUUUAUUUUUUCUCGUUAUUUCUUCUUCUUUGAGCAGAAGGGAAAGAAAUAAAGAUCUUUAGUAUCAAACAAUUAACCGCAGGUCUGACAAGUAUUUUGUAUCAUUUCAAUCUAGAAUAAAAAGCUAAACACAUGAUGGUGGAAACAUCUG
Messenger RNA from Cololabis saira (Pacific saury), 993 nucleotides. RefSeq names its product troponin I, slow skeletal muscle-like. Gene Ontology annotation, biological process: muscle contraction. The annotation marks the transcript as partial. The record is from RefSeq and is a predicted model, not a curated record. Gene Ontology annotation, cellular component: troponin complex. The transcript is spliced from 6 exons. Lineage: Eukaryota; Metazoa; Chordata; Actinopteri; Beloniformes; Belonidae.